Cornus florida is the source of this 1587-nucleotide messenger RNA. RefSeq names its product dof zinc finger protein DOF2.5-like. The coding region runs from base 500 to 1216 and encodes 238 amino acids. Gene Ontology annotation, biological process: regulation of DNA-templated transcription. Lineage: Eukaryota; Viridiplantae; Streptophyta; Magnoliopsida; Cornales; Cornaceae. The record is from RefSeq and is a predicted model, not a curated record. The transcript has a single exon. Gene Ontology annotation, molecular function: DNA-binding transcription factor activity; DNA binding.
GGUAGCUAAAGUAAUUUAUCUCCAACUUAUUUUCUUCUGUGAUUUCUUUUUCUACUUAAUAUAUACAAGUUUCAGUGGUUCUAUAAAUAUUAUCAUCAUGGGAAUUUAUAUCUUUUUGAUGUGUUGUAUUUUCAUAGAAAAUGCAUAAUGCACUCAUGCUCAAUUUUGUCCUUUUUUCUUUUUUCGAAAUUAACACUUAAUUUGUUCUUGAAACAUAAAAGCUUGCACUACUGCACUUUUUUUUUUCUUUGCCCUUUUUCUUUUUGCUCAUGUGAUAACUGAUAAAGCAAUGGAAAAAGGUAUUAUUUGUUAUUUUUAUCCUUCCUAUAGAAUCCUCAAAGUGAAAGCUAACUUGGUUUUUCUGUCUGCUAGAUUUGUAAGUGAUAAUAAUUUGUUCUCAUGUGGUGUGUGUGUGUGUGUGUGUGGGUAGGUGUUUCAGGAUGUUGGAGUGGUGAAACCCAAGGAAGAGACAACUCCAAAUAUAAGCUCCAAUCCUAGUAUGUUAGAGAGAAAGGUUAGGGCAGAGAAGAAGCAAGCCUUAAAUUGUCCAAGAUGUAAUUCAACCAACACCAAAUUCUGUUACUACAACAACUACAGUCUCACUCAACCAAGAUACUUCUGCAAAACCUGUAGAAGGUACUGGACUGAAGGUGGAUCUCUCAGAAAUGUUCCUGUUGGUGGAUGUUCAAGAAAGAACAAGAAGAUAUCUACCGCUAUAUCCUACAAACUCCCUGAUCUGAACCCACCAACCCUUUCACAGUUUUCUUCUCAAAACACUAAGACCAAUGACGAAGCCCAUGAUCUUAACCUAGGCUUACCGGGUACACAAGAAUAUCACGGUGUUUCUCAAUUUCUUAAGCUGCCCAAAAUUGAAAACAACUACAUGACCAAUCACCAUAAUUCUUCUUCAUCGACACUUUCAACCCUAGGGCUGCUUAGGUCUGGAAUUGACUCCACGGGGUUCAUCCCAACAAUGAUGAAUCCGGAUUCAAAUACACCAUACACAUCAGUGUUUCCUUUGCAUGACUUCAAACCAACCUUUAGUUCUUAUACUGAUGGGGUUGGGAGUACGUAUGGAAUUGUUGUUGAUGGGGUUCAAGGGAAUGGUGGAAGAAGGCUAAUGUUUCCUUUUGGAGAAACAACUGAAGUUGAUCAGAAUAAAGGACAAGGGAAUUCAACUGGAUACUCAAAUGGAAUGCUAGGUGGGAGAUCAUGAUAAAAUAAUACACAAAGGAAUAAGAAAGCAAGAAGUUUUUUCUUAUUUCUCUCUCUUUCCUUAAUCUCUUCUGAUAACAUGGUGGUGGUGUACUGGCUUGUUUGGAGGUUUUGAGAACUAACUAGUUGAAAAAUAUAUAGUUUCCUUGGUUCUUCACAGCAUGUAUUCAUUGAUUACUGUGAAAGUUUGAAGCUCAUGGUUUCCCUAAUUAAUGAUCAGAGCAGGAGCAGGAGCUAUAGAUAAAAAAAAAAAAAAAAAAAAAAACAAGCAAGCAAGGGAUCUCAUGGUCUCAAUAUAUUUACCAAAUGGGCAGUUACAAAUUUGCAAGCAUUACGAUAUAAGAAGGUUGGGCAAUCUGUCUGUCCAUUGGA